AUGUUUAUCGUUGGAAUUGAUGGGAGGGUUAUUGAAGAAGGGGAUGAGCAUGACUUAGGAAUUCCAAAUCAGGACGAUUAUGAGUUGUUGGAUGAAAGGUAUAUGGUGAAGACUAAGCCAAAGGGUCGGAAGAAGCGGAGCGGCAGGCAGGUGUACGAAGUAGUUGGAAUUGCGUUUGGCGAAGUAGUGGGGUUGAUAAGAGAGGAACUGUCGCGCUCCCAAGGAGUUUGA
Messenger RNA from Orbilia oligospora ATCC 24927, 231 nucleotides. RefSeq lists its product as uncharacterized. Lineage: Eukaryota; Fungi; Ascomycota; Orbiliomycetes; Orbiliales; Orbiliaceae. The record is from RefSeq and is a predicted model, not a curated record. The transcript has 2 exons. Bases 1 to 231 code for a protein of 76 amino acids.